This is a messenger RNA of Hemiscyllium ocellatum (epaulette shark), 807 nucleotides long. Its product is annotated as constitutive coactivator of PPAR-gamma-like protein 1 homolog. NCBI's taxonomy places the organism in Eukaryota, Metazoa, Chordata, Chondrichthyes, Orectolobiformes, Hemiscylliidae. The record is from RefSeq and is a predicted model, not a curated record. Gene Ontology annotation, cellular component: nucleus. Bases 238 to 807 code for a protein of 189 amino acids. The transcript has 2 exons.
AGCGCGAGAGAGGCGGGUUGACAAUAAAUAAAACAAACACACGAUCUUUUCUUCCCUCCUCCCGUCGCCCCCCCCUUUCCCCUUUUCUUUUAUUUUCCUCCUCCUUCUCCGUUAAAUAACCGUCUCCCCGGCGGGUGGGGGGGGGGGUGAGGUAUUUUUUUUCCCCCCCCUUCACGUCAAAUUCGGUUUAUUUUCAAAUUCCGACCGUUAUUUUUCAAAUUUUUUUUUUCUCUCAAAAUGGGGGUCCAGGGUUUCCAGGAAUUCAUCGAGAAACACUGCGCGGCGGCGGUGGUGCCGGUGGAGCUGCAGAAGCUGGCCCGGGCCGCCCGCCACCGGGCCUCGGGCCUCAGGCCUGGGCUAGGCCCGAGGCCUGGGCCUGGCUUGCCGGCGCCGCCGCCGCCGCCGCCUCCUCCCCCCGCCCCGCCCCCCGCCCUCCGCCUGCUGCUGGACGCCGAGACCGGGCUGCACCGCCUGUACGGCGGCUCCUUCACCGACUGGGUGAGCGGCGGCCAGUGGAACCAGACCCUGGCCUACCUGGCGUCGCUGGCCGCCGCCUGCCGCGCCGCCGGCCUCGAGCUGGUGGUGGCCUUCGACGGCGCGCUGGCCAAGGGCCGCCUGCCCGACUGGUGCCGCCGCCAGAGCCAGGCCCGGCACAGCGCGCAGCUGGUGGCCAACCACGUCCGCAGCCGCGGCACCCCGCCGCCCCGGGUCUGGUUCCUGCCGCCCCCCUGCCUGGCCCACUGCGUGCGGCUGGCCCUGCUCCGCUUCCGCGUCAAGCCCUCCAGCCGGAACCCUUGGUCCCGUUAA